CUGGGGGUGUCUGAGACACCGGGCCACGUGAGUUUCAGCGAGAAUUUUGCGCGCCAAAAUGCAGUGAAGAUGAUGGCGGUGAGGCUUGCAGCGGAGCUCCUCUUCAUCUUCUUUAUUGUGCAAGCACGGGUGCAAGCGGCCUCCUCGCAGGCAGUAGGGGUCGUGGGAGGGGUGGUGUACCUCAGCCCCCCGCCGCAGAGCCAGAAUACCACCUACCACCAAAGCCACUGGCGCUGCGGCACGUCCCUGAAGGUCGCCAUCCACGAGAACGGGACGGCGGUCCGCUACCCCAACGGCCCUUUCAAGGGUCGCCUGUGGCUCUUCUCCAACAAUACGCUGAAGAUCAGCGGCUUGCAGAAAAACGACAGCAACAUCUACUGGCUGUACCUGGAGGAUGAGGUGGGCAACGAGCACACCGACAGAGUCUCCCUGAAGGUGUAUGAUGUGGUCCCCAAACCUACCGUGCGUGCCAUAGUGAACGAGGACACCCCGGAGCAGUGCGAAGUCACCCUGGAGUGCUCGGUGCCGUUGGAAGACGUGACCUAUGAGUGGAUACCCCCCAGGGGGGUCAUGCAAACGACCUCUAACAGCACCCUGCCCCUCUCCUUCAACCCCUCGCUGGAAAUCUACACCUGCAGGGCCAGCAACCCCAUGUCCUCCAGCAGCGCCCAGCUGACCCGCAGGCACCCCUGCUCCUGGACAGCUGAGUCGUCUGCUGUCACCACCGCCACCAAGCCCAGCAUGCUGAUGUUGCUGGGACACCUCCUCCUCCUCUUCUUCGCUCUGCUUUAAUGACACGCUGCGGCUGAUGUUGUCUGCUAUGGGGCUAGGACCUGGAUGAAGCCCCCAGAUGGCAAGGCCCUUGCAACGGCACUUUGAGAACCCCAGCAAUGCGAAUCACCGAAUGGACAUUUAGCAGCUCAAAAAUGCUCCCAGCCGUAGCUCUGAGACCUGAGCCGAGCCUUUCCUACAGGUUCCCCAUGGCACUGGGCAUCCUUGGCUCUCUCCUGGUGUAUGCCAGCCACUGGGGGGGGCAAUGCCCUUCGGGGACUGUUGUGUGGUGUGGUUAUGAGGGACAGUACACAGCACGUGACACUUUCAGGACAAGUGCAGGAUACGGCCAGUACAGCCCCACAUCCAGUCGUGGAGCACCGGAGCAUGACCAUGAGAUGGUUAAGGUUGACUUUUCUCAGCCCAGGAAGGCUCAAUAGUGGAACCAUGUAGUAGACGUACAGUAAAUUAUUUCCUUUCCACGCCAGA
This is a messenger RNA of Oxyura jamaicensis (ruddy duck), 1260 nucleotides long. It is a transcript of the gene CD48, whose product is annotated as CD48 molecule. Gene Ontology annotation, biological process: T cell activation. NCBI's taxonomy places the organism in Eukaryota, Metazoa, Chordata, Aves, Anseriformes, Anatidae. Gene Ontology annotation, cellular component: external side of plasma membrane. The record is from RefSeq and is a predicted model, not a curated record. The transcript is spliced from 4 exons. The coding region runs from base 70 to 792 and encodes 240 amino acids.